CAAGCGACGUCGCCAACUCUCAGCAUUGUUGUGAUAGCGAGAAAGCAGACAAACAGAGUGUUAACGGUGAGAGAGUGUCGUUUUAUGGAAGUGGACAUGAUCAUUGACGACAUAGGCAUGGAGACGCCCGACGGAGAGCUGGAGGAGGCCAUGGGGAACGGAGAGAGCCUGGAGGAGCAGGAGAGCGAGCCGACCUCCAUCAUCGUGACCAACCUCCAACCCCACAUCUUCGAGGAACCUCACCAGAAGAAUAUAUUUGAGUUGCUCUUUGAAGACAUAGAUGAGACUGCAACCUUCCAGUAUUUCAAAAGCUUCCGAAGAGUACGUGUAAACUUUGCAACGCCCACACAAGCCGCUGCAGCACGUAUCAAACUCCAUAUGACAGAAUUCCAGGGGGAAGUCAUAAAAUGCUACUUCACUCAGCCUAUUGUCCUUGGGAGCAGUCGAGACGGGCCACACCUACAACCUCCAAAACGAGAGAAGCAGUUCUUGAUAUCUCCACCUGCAUCUCCACCUGUAGGCUGGGAACCUGUUGAAGAAGCUGAACCUGUUAUUAAUUAUGACCUUAUUGCUGCAGUAGCUAGCCUAGCUCCAGGAGAGAGUCAUGAACUUCAUCCACCAAUGGAAGAUAAGCCUGGAAUAAUUGUUCACAUUUGCGAGGAAGCAGACAACCCGGGUGGUCCAAAACCCCAAAUCAUCCAGACACGUAGGCCACAGUCCUCCACUUAAUGCACUGUGAAUUGAUAGUGUCAUGUAUUUUAAGGAUUUCUUUUUUUUAUUUUUAUUUAUUUUUUGUUUUUUGUUUUUUUGUCACAGAGCAAGCCUUUCUAGGAAUCUUUGGAUGAGAUCAUGAUUAUGUGUGUUUUUGUGUACAUAUAUAAAUCAAGAUAUGUUGGUAUAUGUUGCAUACAUACACAGGAUGUUUGUGUAUGCAUACAAACACACAUGCAUCUGUCUUAAACAGAAGAGCCUAAUUUUAUCAAAGGCUUUAUUGGAAAGGGAUAGCACAUAGCCACUAGGGUCUUUUUAGCCUCUUAGGCCCACUGUAAUCCCAAAAAAUAAAGUUACUUAUCUAUCAGUCUGUCUAUGUAUAUAUGUUUGUUUGUGUAUAUAUAUGUGUACACACACACACAAACACACACACACACACACACACACACACACACACACACACACACACACACACACACACACACACACACACACACACACACACACACACACACACACAUACACACACACACACACACACACACAUACACACACAUACACACACACACACACACACACACACACACACACACACACACACACACACACACACACACACACACACACACACACACACACACACACACACACACACACACACGCACACACACACACACACAAAAGGAGUGAGAGCAAGAGAGCUUAAGUGAGAGUGAGAGCUACACAGUGAAGGAACACGAUACAAUAUCUGAGAGAGUGAGUGAGUGAGUUGGAGAGAGAGAGAGAGAGAGAGAGAGAGGAGGGUGUGUAUAAAGUUGAGUACAUAUAUACAUACAUGGUACAUAUAUCCACUGAAGAGUCUGUCUGAAUAUGGACUGUUGCUUGACAUUUCUGGAAUUCCUUUGUGGCUUGUGGAACCAGCCAUAGACUUGAUGUGACCCUAAUCACUAGUAGGAGUAUGUAAACUUGAUGUGUUUGGUAUUUUCCUGCCCAGCCUGUGGAGCAAGUUGUCUUGCAGCAGCCUAUCACUGGCUUUCAUGUGAUGAUUUUUAUAGCAAGUGAAUCCAUGUGUAGUAGUAUAGCUGUGGUGAUUACGGUUUCUUUGAAUUUUUCUUCAUGUUUCAUAUUACGUUAGGCAUGAUUAAUGAUAUGACUAGGUGUGACUUUCAGGGAACAGUUUUCAAUAUCAGCACCUGAAUUGCUCAGUUAGAUAACCUGGUUUUACCCCUUCAACUUGGGCCGGUCAUAAGUAAUUGUUCUUAGAUAGACUUGUGGACAGGGCUGGAUUAAGGUCUUGGCUAGGUAGGCAUCCUAAGGGAUCCCAAUCCUAAGGGUGGAUGCCCUAUAUGUAGUCUCAUAAAUAUAGGUACAAUUUAUUGUAAAUUUUACACAUUACAUUGGUAAGCAUUCUUCUGAUCUUCUAGACUAUUCAGGAGCUCCUGUUAUCCAUGGAUGUUUCCUACACACAUAUACACAUAUUGAAGUAUUAGAAACAGCCUACAACCCUGCAAACUCUUAAUCUGGCCCUGCCUAUGGAGUAUGUGAAAAGUGAUAGUGAUAGAAUACAGUCAUUUUAAGGUGAAAGAAAAGUUAUCACUGACCAUUCUUGAAAAAAGAGUAAUGAAAAUAGACAUCAGGCUUAGCUUGAUAUUAAUAAAAGUCUACUGACAUUAGUCAGUUGUUCUCAACAACAUGAAAAAGGAAUCAAACAUCAUGGUAAGGUAAUACCAAUUAAUAGCUUACAUUAUUGCACCUUAGCAUGACUUAGUCAUUAAACUCUACCUUCAAGGGAUGAUCUUGCAAGACUUCCAGAGACUGUCCCUCAUUUUACCACACUUUCUUUCUUAAAAAUGAUGUCUUAUAAUAGUAAAUUCUGUGAGGUAUCCAUCAGCCAUGAAUGUAAAUCUAUUGACACCAAAUUUAAUGUAUUUGUAACUGCAUGUCUUGCUUUUGCAAUUAUUCUUUCAUUUAUAUGCUUUGAAUAUUUAACUCUGUACUUUGUUUAGAUUUGAAGACUCACCAACUAGGGAUCACCAGCCCCUAAAAUUAGCAACAAUUAUUACCAUCUUUGCAGGUUAAUAUUGCAGACAGUCUUAUGAAAUUUAUGAUAAUAUGAGUACUGCAUGUUUUACAGCAUUAAUUUUUCUUCUUUUUUUCUCUUUUUUAUGGUUCCCCUUCCAAAGAAAAAUCUCAUUCAAAUUCAAAAAUUGUGCUGCUCUUUGCUUAUUUUCCUUUCUCCCCCUUCCCCCUCCAAAUAUUGUAUUAGUUGAGGAUCUUGUAUUCUAUUCAGAUAAAUCUGGGGGAGGGAAAUCUGCAUAAGCAGCUGUUAAUCUUAUGUUUUUUUUUACAUAAUUGAUGAUAUAGAUAAUCUUUGCUUCAGCAUAUAUUUUAGGACUGAUACAGUACUUAUAGAUACAACAGCAGCUAUGAUUAAAAACAUAGUAUAUACUAUUGAAAACUGCAUGAUCAACAAGUCAACAAGUUUGGUAAAAGUGUGUGAAGUUAAAUGUAAGUGCAAUAACAUUGAUAGAAGCUCACUGGCAGGAGGUACAUGUAUUUGUGAAAUUUGUUGCACACAGAUGUCUCAGCCACCAAGUAGUCAAUAAGUUAACCCUAUGUGAUGCUUGAUUUACCCAUUCCUUGAAAUCUUUGGAUUUUUGUUUUAACUAAUGCUAUCUAUAUCACUACUGUUGUAAUUAUUAUUAUUAUUAUUAUUAUUGAUGCUAUAAUCAUUAUAAUAGUAUUGAAAUAUUAAUAACCACAGAAAUAAAAAUUAUUUUUACAGAAAGUCAAGGAAAAGGGUAAGCAGGUGAGAUGGGUAGGACUAAUAAUUGACUCCUUGGUGACUAAGCACAUGUCAAUUGUGUGUAAACACAGAUUAGACCAGUUUGAUUCUGUACCUGGAAGUAAAAGAUAUGCUGUAAAUUAGUGAUAAUUUAAUAAUGAUAGUAAUAAUGAUAGCAAUAGCAAUACUUCUGAACUAAUCAAGUAAUGCUACCAUUAAUAGUAAUAAUGUUUAUAAUAAUAAUAACUUACUAAAAAGAGGGAUAUGAAAUGGAAAAAUUGUUGUAGAAGAGGUAAGCUUUAAUCUCCUUUUUUUCUGUGGCAGAACCUGCAGAUUAUGGUCAUUCACACAGUCACAAAGUGCACCGUUGUCUCUAAUCGUGAGGUAGCAGUAGAAAUGUUUUUUCUUUCUUUUUUUCUUUCUUUUCUCCCCCCCCCCUUCUAAGAAUAUGGCAAAGAUAAAUUUAUUGUCUAACAAUAUGUCAGACAUACCUGAAACUGUCCAGAACAUUAUUGACAUGCCUAUUCUCCUUUAUGAUUUCUUUCUGGUAAUGAAACUGGUAGUAUAUUUUGAUAUCAAGCUAUGCUCAUGUGAAUUUUGUGCUUGCUUCUACUUAUAAUUGUAGUAACACUGCUAUUUACUUUAUGUAAGUUCAUGUUUUUUUUCUCUUUGAGGCUUAAAAAAUAUGCACAUACACAGACAAAGAAAGGGGGAGAGACAAAAAAAAAAGUGUGUCAUCCUUAACUAAGGCAGCCAGACUUAAAUAGUAUAUUAAUGAUAUUUUGUUUAGAUUUGUCUGAUGUCAGACUAAAGAGUGUGUUACAAGAAUUCACUGCCUAAUCAUACAUAAUGUCAGUCUUUGUCAGGCCUUUCCUGAGUCUAUGCAACAAUAACACAUUUUCUUGGGUAAGCCAGUGAAAAAAGAAUGAAGAGGAAUAGGUCUACAUUAAUAUCAUCCGCAUUUCAGGAUCUUGGCAUGGCUAUUCAGACAAGUAAGAUUAACUUAAUCAAUCAAUGUGGGUAAUAAAGUAGAUAAAUACAUGUAUUUCAUGACAAAAGACUGAACAUCAUUUAUUCUCUUGUAACUUUUCAGACAUAUUGGCACAGUGUGAUAUUGACAUGUACCCAGUUAUUUAGAUGAGGAUUGAGUUCUGGCUUAUUGAAUAUGGUGUGUUUCUUCCAUAGAAGUUAAGCAUAAAAAUAUACCUAAUUCACAAACUCCUAGGUUGAACAAAGUUACACUGAACAAAGUGAAUGAAGUAUGCUCACAAUCAGACAUAAAUCACCAGUCAUUUACCACUAUUGUUCUUCAAUAGAAAAAAAAUGUAUUUGCACACAUGUUUAUACCAUAUUUGCCAAUAUAUUAGUGGAAAUGAUAUUACAUUGCUUCAUAUAUUUACCAAAAGUUAUUUUAUGAUUUUUCAGGGAACAAUAUUAUAUUUUCGAAAUACAGAUAUAUACAAAUACAUAUAGUAUACAAAGGACAUGAGUGUAAACUAGUGACAAAAAAUAUAUGUACUUAAACUGCUUAAAACUAGGAUAUAUUGUUUGUAUAUCAAAACAGCUGUUUGGUGUGUGGCUUGUUCAUAUAACUUAUCAGUAGGGUAUAAAAGCAAGCAUCUCUGCUCUGAUAUUUUGUAUUCCCGCUCUGAGCCACAGCACCAUUAUCAUUAUUGUUUCAGAGUUGUCUGCUAAAUGUAAAUGUGAAUGAGAGUUGAUAUUUCAUCAGAUACCUAUUUUCCUUUUCCCUUUGAUUCAUUUCUCAUUUAUAUAAUGUAUAUCUGUAAAUAUGUUUGGUACUAUUUAUUAUAGGCUGGCAAAUAUGGUAAUUGCUUAUGAUGAAAGUAUCAUUAUAUCCUUGUAAUUUAAUUUCUAAUUAUGACUACCAGUACUCCAUAAAAACAGUCGGGAAUUGACUACAGUCUUGGUUAGGCACAGAACCAUACAUUUUGAAAUUCCAUAUAUAUUGUUUUUUUUUUUAAUAUAACUGUAAUAAAGACUUGAUGUAAACAAUAUUUUUGAGAUGGUAUAGGAAUUAUUGGUUAUGAAGGAAUUGUUAACAUUAGAGGCCUUGAUUUUUACAAAAAAUAAAAAAUAAAAAUGCACAUUAGAUAUAAAUCAUAUAUCUUUGUACCAUUUUUGAGUAAUGUGUAUAUGGCCAUCAGGGUUAAAAUUUGAACAGGGGGUAAUAGUUGAUAUAUAAUUAUUUUUCCACAGGUCUCAAAUAGUGUUUGUCGUUGUAUUCAUAAUGUGAUGUGUUAAUGAGAUACUACAGUGACGAGGCUAAAUCUCUGGAGAUUUUUGUCUUAAGAUCCUCCUUUUCAUCUAUGUAUAUUGAAUAUUAUGUCUCUACUAUUGUGUUUAAUCAGUGCUUCUGCAAUUUGUAGUGUACAGGUAAUAUGAUGAUGGUAAAGAUUUUUUUUUAAUAGUUCACUUUUUACAUAGUCAUUCUAGAAGAAAGAUGAAUAGAGUAUUUCAAUUCUUGAAUGUUAGAAACAUACCUAUUUAACACUUUCAACUUAACUUUUCAAUUGAUGAGUUUUUAUGUCAUGAGUUUCAUGUUUAUUAUAUUGCACUUUUGUAAACAUCCAGUUCAAUCUACGCAGAAUCCAUCACAUUGAUAAAAUUGUUUUUUUAGACUUUCCUUUGUAAGUGUUGUUUGAUAUCUUCUCCAAUAUUUUUCUCUUUUUAUAGGUCAGCCAUGUUUUUGUUACUGUCAACAACAUUUUUAUGAAUUAAAGAAACAUAUAAUGACUUAUAUAAACAAUAACAGUAAUUAUUUUAUAUUGUCAUUGUUGGCCUCGAUUUAGACAGUUUUUUUUUUCUCUCUCUCUCUUUUUCCAUGAACACAUUAAUGCUUGGAUGUUAAUCAACCUUUCUGGAUAUGUAAGUUCAAAUUCAAUGUAUUUAACCAUUUAGUUUAUUGAGAGUGUGUAAAUAGUGUAUGAAUAGAUUCUUGUAUAGUCAUGUGGAGUGAAUUUGAUAUCAUCAGUGGAAUAAGGUUUGGCAUGAACAUGACAUGAAGCUAAAUACAAAAUUAUUUUACUUUAUGCAUCAUCAUCAUCAUAUACAUAUAGUCUUAUUUGGGUUAGUUGUCUGUAGCUUGUGUCAGUUUUAGCUUCUUAGAAAAAUGUAUAUGGCUUUUUAGAGGCAUAUUAUUGUUGUUAGCAGUGUUCCUUUUAUGUGUUUGAUUUUGCAGUAUGUUUGGCAAAAGCUAGAUUGGUCAUCGUAGUUGCAUCAUUCUCCAAAUGCACCUCUGUACUACCUUUUAUAUGAUGGUUCUGAUCUCAUUCUAUUACAAUAAUGAGUUUAUUUUGUGAAAAGAAAAGCUAGUCAUUUGCUGUGAAGAAUUGUUUAUUUUUCCAAUUUUACAGAGAAUAAUAUAUUCUCAGUCAAGUUAUUUAGACUGUCUCUGCAGAUUCUUGUUAUCUUUUAAUUGCCAGUUUUCUUUAACCAGUUAUGUAAGGUUUAUCUUUGAAUUUAAAAAAAGAUAAUAAAGAUUAUAUUGUUAUGGAUAUUUUUAUUUUCAACUUUUAUUAUUGUUAUUGCAUAUUUUCAUGUUACUGAGUUAUCACUGUUUUAUUGUUUCUGCUUCUUGUGCAUUUUUUUUCUUUCUUUCUUUUUUCCAUUUCAUUUCCUUGAACUUGUUUUAGUCUAAUUUUUUAAAUCAUUAAUAUUCCAAUAGUUAACUGUAUUUCAACUUUUGUAAUAAUGUGAAUGAAUUGCUUAGGUAUUUUUUUCUACAUCAGAUUUUAAGUGUUAACAGGACAUAGUUGUGUUAAUAUUCCGUGUAAGUACACAGUUGAAUCUUGUUUAAUGUCCUGAAAAUUACAACUUAAACUGAAAUGACAUAAGUAAAACCUUGUUUGUU
Messenger RNA from Penaeus indicus, 7367 nucleotides. It is a transcript of the gene sra, whose product is annotated as calcipressin-1-like. Gene Ontology annotation, molecular function: nucleic acid binding; calcium-dependent protein serine/threonine phosphatase regulator activity. Bases 85 to 729 code for a protein of 214 amino acids. Lineage: Eukaryota; Metazoa; Arthropoda; Malacostraca; Decapoda; Penaeidae. Gene Ontology annotation, biological process: calcium-mediated signaling. Gene Ontology annotation, cellular component: nucleus; cytoplasm. The record is from RefSeq and is a predicted model, not a curated record. The transcript is spliced from 4 exons.